UAAGAAUCACUGAGCUACACAAGAUAAAACUUAAUGUAUAACAUCGACAUUACUAUAAAAACAGAAAAACAGAUGGCUAUUAUAAGUUAUGCAAACGCACACAGAUCCUCUGGAAUAUGUUUCCAUCUGCGACAUGUUGAUUUUUCAAAUACAUCCUUAAGUACAGGAUCAGGGAUCAUGCAAGCUCACAUCAAUGAGAUGCUUGAAUAUCUUGAUUCAAAAAUGGAAAUAGAAGAGUUUACUGUUGGAAAGACACACACUAGGUCGAAAAGUAAUUGGUAUUUUCAGGUCAAUGACGUUGACUCUUGGAAUCUAUCGGGAAUUCGUUCAGCUUGGAAGAGAUUCAGGGAACUGGGAUUUCAUAACCUUAUUGUCGUGUCUGUCGUAGAUGAGAACAGAAUUCCUCUGCUGAAUACAUUAUGGCCAAGCAAUGACACUGAAGAUUUUACCAUUGCACUGAAACAGAAAUUAAUCCAUUAUUAUAAAAUCACCAAAAAGGACAAAAGACUACGAAAUCAAAACUUUGGAGAAGGAGCAAGAAAAGUUCACUCACAGCAUGGUGUGUUAUUCAUCGCAAUUAAAUACAAAGAGACAACGCGAGAUCAAUCUAACCCGUGGCUUGACCUUCUGUCCUGUUUUGGAUUACUUUUGUCUAUAAUCGUGUUUGGGGUCAUAGAUAUUAUGUGUUACAUGCUGAAGCUGUGUAUCGGAAAACAGAAAAAAUCCCGUAGGAAAAAAGUUAAAAAUCUGUCCUUUUUUUAAUUUUUUAUUUUACCGAAUAACAAAACAAAGCGUGCCAUAAUUUGCUUACAGGUGAAUUAUUUAUGUA
This is a messenger RNA of Saccostrea echinata, 829 nucleotides long. RefSeq lists its product as uncharacterized. Lineage: Eukaryota; Metazoa; Mollusca; Bivalvia; Ostreida; Ostreidae. Bases 34 to 762 code for a protein of 242 amino acids. The transcript is spliced from 2 exons. The record is from RefSeq and is a predicted model, not a curated record.